Molecule: messenger RNA, 1593 nt
Organism: Macadamia integrifolia
Lineage: Eukaryota; Viridiplantae; Streptophyta; Magnoliopsida; Proteales; Proteaceae
Product: enoyl-[acyl-carrier-protein] reductase [NADH], chloroplastic-like
Exons: 13
Coding region: 166-1341 (391 amino acids)
Biological process (GO): fatty acid biosynthetic process
Molecular function (GO): enoyl-[acyl-carrier-protein] reductase (NADH) activity
Source: RefSeq, a predicted model, not a curated record
AAUAGUAGUAAACUGCCACUGAAGCUUUGAGCUCUGGAGAGAACAAUAGCUGAUAAAAACGAGGGCGGCUGAAGAUUUCUUGGACUUUGGUGACAGUCUAUAGCAACCAUUUCAAUCACACAGAGUAUUUUUUUUUUACUUUCUACGGGAUUUAGUUUAUUGGAGAUGGCGGCAUCUGCGGCUUCUGGCCUGCAAAUUGCAGUAGCAAGGCCCAGUAGUUCUCCUUGUCCUAGAAUUUUCAAGGCAAGCACCGCAUUUUUUGGCUCAGACGCUAAAGGCACCUCAUGGUCUAAGCUCAAUAGCUCUUCUCAUGUCUCGUCUGCGCAACUUUUCUUCCGGAACUUCACAUCCAGUCCUGUAAGAUUAAACAAGGUCGUUACCAAGGCAAUGUCAGACGGAACUGAGAAUAAGCCCCUUCCAGGCUUGCCCAUUGAUCUGCGAGGUAAGAGAGCAUUUAUUGCUGGGAUAGCUGAUGACAAUGGAUAUGGUUGGGCAAUAGCGAAAUCUCUUGCUGCGGCAGGGGCUGAAAUCCUUGUCGGUACAUGGGUACCGGCACUGAACAUUUUUGAGACCAGUCUAAGACGUGGGAAGUUUGAUGAAUCACGCAAAUUGCCAGAUGGUUCUCUGAUGGAGAUUACAAAAGUGUACCCACUGGAUGCAGUAUUUGAUAGCCCCGAGGAUGUUCCUGAAGACGUGAAAAUGAAUAAGCGAUAUGCAGGAUCUCCUAAAUGGACUGUACAGGAAGUUGUUGAGUCAGUGAAGCAGGAUUUUGGGAGCAUCGACAUCCUUGUGCACUCACUUGCCAAUGGCCCAGAGGUGAGUAAACCCCUAUUGGAGACAUCCAGGAAAGGAUAUCUUGCUGCAGUCUCUGCAUCCAGUUACUCUUUUGUUUCUUUGCUCAAACAUUUCCUUCCAAUAAUGAAUCCAGGUGGUGCCUCAAUUUCUCUCACGUACAUUGCUUCUGAAAGGAUCAUUCCUGGAUACGGUGGAGGCAUGAGUUCAGCAAAAGCUGCUCUGGAGAGUGAUACUAAAGUGCUUGCUUUUGAAGCUGGAAGAAAAAAUAAAAUUCGAGUCAACACUAUAUCUGCUGGUCCACUUGGAAGCCGUGCUGCAAAAGCCAUUGGAUUCAUUGACAAGAUGAUUGACUAUUCAUUUGCGAAUGCCCCCUUACAGAAGGAACUCUCUGCAGAUGAAGUGGGGAACACUGCUGCCUUCCUUGUAUCACCACUUUCUUCAGCCGUCACAGGUGCAGUUGUGUACGUCGACAAUGGUUUGAACGCAAUGGGAGUGGGGAUUGACAGUCCAAUAUUCGAAGUACUUGACAUUCCAAAGGAAAAAUGAGCUAGAGAUAACAAUAAUUAGAUGGAUUCUCAGCCUGCCCCAUUUAGGAUCGAGUUUUAGCCAACUAUAGUUCUUGUGGUUUAUCAUCGGGGGAUUACUCCUUGGUCGGUAUCUCCCAUUUUGCUAUGAGAAAUUCACAUGUUAUUUCUUUUUAUAGGAAAAAAUAUUUAUGGGCAGUGAUAAGAAUCCAUAAGUGUAACCUGAUAGCACUGUGCCCAGGGCAAUCUUAAUUCAUUUCCCAAUAUUUGAACA